This is a messenger RNA of Pomacea canaliculata, 2655 nucleotides long. Its product is annotated as tRNA wybutosine-synthesizing protein 4-like. Bases 77 to 2452 code for a protein of 791 amino acids. NCBI's taxonomy places the organism in Eukaryota, Metazoa, Mollusca, Gastropoda, Architaenioglossa, Ampullariidae. The transcript has 16 exons. The record is from RefSeq and is a predicted model, not a curated record. Gene Ontology annotation, molecular function: protein binding; tRNA methyltransferase activity. Gene Ontology annotation, biological process: wybutosine biosynthetic process; tRNA methylation.
UUUGGUUCCUACACGUCAGGCAGAAGAGCGACCGAGGAGCCUCAUGUUGUGACAAUUAUACUGCUCUUAUUUGCACAUGAAUGAAAAUAUGUCAGGAAAGAAACAAAAAACCAGUAAAAGUCGCAGAGAGACAGCAGUACAAGGGACAAAUGAUAACAGCAUUGUCAGUAAGUGUUCCAUGGCAUCAGUUGGAUACUUUUUAGAUUCAUACCUUCAGCAUUUUGUUGGGAAGACAUCUAAGAGAGCUCCAAUAAUAAACAGGGGUUAUUAUAUCAGAGCAAAAUGUAUUGAUCGAGCUUUGAGACAGUUCUUAUCACAGAAUCAAGGAUGUAAAAAACAGAUCUUAUCUUUAGGAGCUGGUUUUGAUUCUUCCUUCUUCAGGCUGAAAUCAGAAGGACUCCUACAGGACUGUGUUUUUUAUGAGGUUGAUUUUCCUGAAUUGGUGAGAAACAAACACAUACUUAUCCAGAACCAUGAAGAACUGUCCUGCCUACUUGAUAUUGCAGAGGAAAAAAACAAAGAAUCACCUCAUAUCGAAUUGCUUAGUUCCCAUUACUGUUUGAUUGGUGUUGAUCUGACUCUGGUAAAUACUUUGGAAGCGGCACUGCGGCUGUGUGGUAUAGAUUUUGAUGCGAAAACUCUACUUUUAUCAGAGUGUGUCAUGACCUACAUGACACGUCGCUGCUCUUCAGAGCUUGUCAGAUGGGCAGGAGAAACAUUCCAAGAUGGUUUAUUUGUUAUGUUUGAACAGAUGAACCCCUAUGAUGCCUUUGGAAUUUUUAUGCAAAAUCACUUCCAUACAAUUGGGUCACCUCUGAAAUGUAUUACAUCUUUUCCCACUAUGGACAGUCAGGUCAAAAGAUUUCAGCUACUUGGAUGGGAGUCCUGUGAGAUUCAUGAUCUAAAUAAAAUAUUCUUCUGCAUGCUUUCGGAAACUGAGAGAGCAAGAAUAGAGAAGCUGGACCCAUUUGACGAGUAUGAAGAGUUCAAUCUUAUGUGUGCACAUUACUUUCUGCUUGUUGCUUCAAAGUGCACAAAAACCCACUCCCUCAUACUUGACUCAUCACUUUCUGUCCCAAAGUGUCUUUCACCCCAAGCAGAUUCUAUGGCAGGCUUAGUUGUCUCCUUACUUGCUCCUGGUCUGUCAGUCAUCAAAAGAUUUAGCCACGCAAGUGUGCUAAUACAGGGCCACUUUGUAGUCACAGCCGGUGGCUUUGGGGAAGGUGAUGGGCGACAUCAGCGGCUUCAAGAUGUUGCAAUUACAGACAUUGUUAAUAUGGAAUCCACUUUAGUCAGAUGCCGCAGUGAAAGUAUACAGUAUUCUAGAAUGCAUCAUUCAUCUGUGGUCCUUUCUGAUGGUCGAGUUUUGCUAUAUGGUGGUCGUCAGUCUCCAUUUUUCCUUUGCUCCCAGCUGCUUAUUCUGGAUGUUUGUUUUAAUAUUUUGCAAGAUGAUUUGUCACGACACACAAAUGAAUCUGGGCAAUGCAUCCCAGACAGUUUGAAAAGUGACAAAACGACUAUAGUUACAUCUGUAUCUCCAUGUUCCUUGGAGCCUAGUCAUUGUGUGAAAGACCAUUCAUCAGGAAGGAAUAGACAGUUUUGUGAACAGUUAGACACAAAUACAGGGCAUUUUAGGGUUGAUGUUCACAGUGUGAAUACUGAUCAAUAUACAGAAAGGGAUACAGCACAAAGUUUGAGCAAGGGCGAUUUGAUAGAGAAAAACAGUCUUGACUUCUUAAUGGAAAAAGAGGAAUGGACUGAGUUCAGUGGCGGUCGUUUGUACUGUGGUGUUCUCAGGCAGUCUGGUGAUAUUCCUUGUCCAAGGUGGCGACAUGCUUCAACUCUGGUGCAAAUUGAAGGUCAGGAUUUUAUGCUUAUGCAUGGGGGCCGCACACAGCAAGCCAGAGUCCUAGGGGAUACAUAUCUUCUAAAUGUCCGCACUGGACAUUGGACACAGGUGCUCUGUCACGGCAAUGUACCUGGUCCUCGCCACUCUCAUGCAAUGGUCACUUGGGUGAAAGAGGGAUCACAGCAAGUGGUUUUGAUGGGAGGACUAGAUGAGGACCAACAGCCCUUGUCUUUGAUUCACAUACUGGACCUAAACACUCAUACCUGGUACAUUUUUCCUACUACAGGCCCAGUUUUGCCCAGGUACUCUCAUACAGUCCACAUUGUUGAAAAUAAACUUGUUAUGGUCGGUGGUAUCAAUGCCUUACAGCAGACGCCUGGUAUUGGCAUUGUAAACCUGAAAAGUGGGGAAGUUCAAGAAUUUAGCUUUCCACCACCACAACCAGAUAACUUGCUGAUGUACCACCGUCACUGCAGUGUUCUGCUACCAAAUGGGACAAUAUUGGUGAUUGGAGGAGGAGGCAACUGUUUUUCUUUUGGCACACAUUUGAAUUGCACACCUGUCACUGUUGAUAUCUCCAGAUGCAUUCAGGCAGUGGCUUGAAACAUUUAAGCAGCACAGUUAAUUUUAUUUUAUACCAUUUUGUGUGUCUUCUAAAUGUGAGAAACAAGGGAUUACCUGUGUUUUAGGUUUACUCAUAAUUAACUUUAUCUUAACUGCCUUUUCAAUAGUGUGUUUCAGCUGGUAAAGUAGACAUAGUUCUUAUUUCCUGACAAUAAAGGGGGAAAAUAUUUGUUUAAACCAUG